AUGAAGUUCCCACACCCCUGGGAAAAGGUUGGUGUUGAUCUAUUCACACUUGACGGCAAAGACUAUCUUGUGUGUGUGGACUACUACAGUAACUUCUGUGAAGUUGAUCGCCUAGAGAACACUAGUUCAGAAACUGUCAUAAGAAAACUUAAAGCCCAUUUCGCUAGAUAUGGCAUCCCAUCUACAGUGGUCUCUGACAAUGGACCUCAACUAUCUUCGGACAGCUUCGCAAAAUUUGCCAAUGAUUGGAGUUUCAACCAUUUGACGAGCAGUCCCCACUAUCCCAGAUCAAAUGGGAAAGCUGAAUCAGCAGUGAAGACUGUAAAGACAUUAUUUCUUAAAAAUAAAGAUCAGUUCGUGGCUUUACUUAAUCAUAGAAGCACCCCGAAUAAAACUGGUACUAGCCCAUCACAGGCAUUUUUCAACAGAAGAAUCAGAACCUUGCUGCCUAUAGCUAAAAGCCUGUUGAAACCUCAAGUUCUGGAUCCUCAGAAACAUAGAAAAGCGCUGAAAGAAAACCAGAGGAGAUCGGCGAUUUACUACAACUCCCAUGCUAAAGAUUUACCUCCCCUUGCUAAGGGUGAAGAGGUGAGACUAAAGUCAAGGUCGCGUGGCCACGAGCUAUAA
Molecule: messenger RNA, 627 nt
Organism: Biomphalaria glabrata
Lineage: Eukaryota; Metazoa; Mollusca; Gastropoda; Planorbidae
Exons: 1
Coding region: 1-627 (208 amino acids)
Biological process (GO): DNA integration
Molecular function (GO): nucleic acid binding
Source: RefSeq, a predicted model, not a curated record